Messenger RNA from Peniophora sp. CBMAI 1063, 435 nucleotides. NCBI's taxonomy places the organism in Eukaryota, Fungi, Basidiomycota, Agaricomycetes, Russulales, Peniophoraceae. The record is from the annotation of a GenBank genome assembly.
AUGCCGAUUCCACUGGAGAAACUCAUCGAGAAGCACUGCCGUGGUGUACGCGGUGGAUGGGAUAAUUUGCUGGGCAUCGUUACAGGUGGCUCGUCGGCGCCGAUCAUUCCGAAGGAUACCUGCGCACGGGUCUUGAUGGACUACGACUCGUUCAAGGACGCACAGACCGGGCUUUGGAUUGGCACCGUCAUCAUCAACGGACCAGUCCACCGACCUCGCCUCCGCCAUUGCCCGCUGCGCCCAGCAGUCUGGCCUAUCCAAGGCCUCAUGCGCCACUUCCGCGCCCUCGUCGAGGACCGCAUUCUCAAGUUCCGCGCCACGAACGAACCCAUCAUGUUUGGCGAGCGCCUCGCGGCGGACGUGGGCCCGAGCUUGGCGUUACCGGAUAAUUUGGGCGUGAAUUUGAAGGAGGUCGCCCCGCUGCCGACGUUGUAG